GUCCCAUGAUCCUCUCUGUUCUAGAUCAUAUGUUCAUAGAAGAAUACCUGGAAGAAGAUGAGGAACCACCUUUGCUGCUCAGCUCUUGUCCUUCUCACGGUGUUUGGCACUGGAGGGACUGUAGCCGUGCAGUGUCGGUGGGGGGAGGGGUGUGUGUGUCUGGCGUGCCCCAGUGGCCAAGAGCCAAUCAAGGCUUGCUGGCAGGUCGAGGGGCCAGGCAAGGCGAUGCGAUGCCAAUCUUGUCCAGCUGGUACUUUUUCGGACGGCUAUGACUCUGAUCAAUGCCGCCCACAUUCCUCCUGUGGGGUCCUCAACAAAAAGGUUGUGACCUCUGGUACAUCGCACUCUGAUGCUGUCUGCGGAGACUGUCUGUAUGGGUUCCACCCCACUGCUGGGAGGACAGCCUCCACCCUGGCCUGUGUGAGAGCCCCCCCUGCCCAGUCUACCCACGUGCGCGUGGUGCGUACGGUGGAUAAGGGUUCGACGGGCAGUGGCGGCCUGCCGGUGAACGGUACAGCAGUGCGGAGCCCGGAGGAGAAGAGUACAGAGUAUGCAGUGUUCGCCCUGGUGCCAAUCUUCUGUGUGAUGGGACUCCUGGGGAUCCUCAUCUGUAAUAUCCUCAAGAAGAAAGGAUACAACUGCACUGCUGAGAAGGAGGGAGGAGACGAGGAGAAUGCUACACCACAGAAAGAGGGUAAUGCUUGUCCCUACAUCGUAGACGAUCCUAAUGAAGACACCAUCAGUGUUCUAGUGCGCCUCAUCACAGAGAAGAAAGAGAAUGCUGCUGCCCUGGAGGAGCUGCUACUGGAGUACGAGAGUAAACAGAUGGCCAUCAGCAAAGCCUCCUCAAUCAAGUUCCCGGUGCUGUCUCCGUUGACUCAUUUCCUCUCCUUACCCAGACUAUGUCCUCACCAGUCUCACCUCCACACCAUCUCUGGUCUGUCUGGCCCCCGACAUGGCUACUGCUGCUCCCGCUGUGCCCAGAAGAAAUGGCCCCCCCUCGGCCCCCUCAAACCCCCAAAGUUCCUCCUGACCCCCCUCAAACCCCCUCAGUCUCUCCUGUUACCCCCUCUGGACCUCCAGAAGACCCCUCUCCUGCCCCCCGUGGACACACACCACUCCACCACUAAGAUCUCCCAGACGCCCAGGGCUGGGUCAGGGUUACUCCCUGAAGGGAAGUGGAGGAUUCCUGGGGAGGUGACCCGGUCUGUUGGGAGGUUUCAGGUGGCUCAGAUUCAGGAGCAGAGGCCUGGUUCCGUGGAGAUGACGUUCUGCCCAGAGUCGAGUGACUCAGACCCAGUGGAGGAUUCAUCUCUGCUGGGGGCGAACAAGUCAUCCUCGUCAUCAUCCUCACCAGCUGCCAGGGGUACACAGGAGGUUAACAGCUAAACAUUCGCAGAGAGGAAUGCUGGGUAAAAAUAACUCUACCUCGCUGAUCGAUGGAUGUGAUAGGAUUCCAAAAUGGCGACCAGAGAGGUUGUGAUUUGGGAAGUUAGCCUGGUGCCAGACAAAGGGAAACCCUUGUAUUUUAACACAAACAAGUUGUAUCUAUUCCUAUUGUCUUUAGAGGCAGGGAGAAGAGAGGAGGAACAAACUAUGAAUUAACCCAACCGUGUGGUCAACACAGUCUGCACUCGACACUGUGCAAUACACACACACACACACACACACACACACACACACAUGGGGGUAGGCCUACACACAUAGAACACAUACAAAAAAGAACAAGUAUUAUUAUAGGAAACAACUCUAAUUUGUAGUGUAGAGAACUUUUAAUAAUUUUUCUAACACUUUCAGCUGUUUUGACUUGUUAUAUUUGAAACGCUGAUUAGCGUAAGUUUUAGGCCUUCUUGAUAAUGUUGAAUGUAGUCUCCAACAUUGAUAGACAUAAUGAUAUACAAACAGCAUGAACUACAUGUUGUAUUCUUUAGCUCUUAUAGAUGGCAUUUAACUUCAUUUAGUUUCUGAUUAAAGAUUAACAUUUGGUAACAGCAGUGUAAAUGACUGUAUAUAUGUACAUAGGGCUGUGAAUAUUGAAACUCUUAGAUUUGACCAGAGGAGGGUCGGACAGCGACAGGGAGAGGGUCAGGGAGAGGGUCAGGGAGGAGGUCAGGGAGGAGGUCAGGGAGAGAAUCAGGGAGGAGGUCAGGGAGAGGGUCAGGGACAGAGUCAGGAACAGGACAGGACAGGACAGGGUCAGGAACAGGACAGAGUCAGUCAGGGACAGAGUCAGUCAGGGACAGAGUCAGUCAGGGACAGAGUCAGUCAGGGACAGCGUCAGUCAGGGACAGCGUCAGUCAGGGACAGCGUCAGUCAGGGACAGCGUCAGUCAGGGACAGCGUCAGUCAGGGACAGCGUCAGUCAGGGACAGGGCAGUCAGGGACAGCAGUCAGGGACAGCGUCAGUCAGGGACAGCGUCAGUCAGGGACAGCGUCAGUCAGGGACAGCGUCAGUCAGGGACAGCGUCAGUCAGGGACAGAGUCAGUCAGGGACAGAGUCAGUCAGGGACAGCGUCAGUCAGGGACAGCGUCAGUCAGGGACAGCGUCAGUCAGGGACAGCGUCAGUCAGGGACAGCGUCAGUCAGGGACAGGACAGCGUCAGUCAGGGACAGGACAGCGUCAGUCAGGGACAGCGUCAGUCAGGGACAGGACAGCGUCAGUCAGGGACAGGACAGCGUCAGUCAGGGACAGCGUCAGGGACAGGACAGAGUCAGGGACAGGACAGAGUCAGGGACAGGACAGAGUCAGGGACAGGACAGAGUCAGGGACAGGACAGAGUCAG
Oncorhynchus keta (chum salmon) is the source of this 2782-nucleotide messenger RNA. RefSeq names its product tumor necrosis factor receptor superfamily member 19L. Gene Ontology annotation, biological process: apoptotic process. The transcript has 11 exons. Lineage: Eukaryota; Metazoa; Chordata; Actinopteri; Salmoniformes; Salmonidae. Gene Ontology annotation, molecular function: protein binding. Bases 58 to 1389 code for a protein of 443 amino acids. The record is from RefSeq and is a predicted model, not a curated record.